Molecule: messenger RNA, 2953 nt
Organism: Linum trigynum
Lineage: Eukaryota; Viridiplantae; Streptophyta; Magnoliopsida; Malpighiales; Linaceae
Source: the annotation of a GenBank genome assembly
UGAAUCGAUGAGUCGUCAUCUAACAGCUGUAAAUCGAUAAAUCUCAAUCUAAUGACGCACACACAACAAUCAAAUUGAACAUAAAAAAGGUUAGAAAAGUAACUUUCUAACAAGAAAAAGCCAAAAUCCUAAUUGAAGAAUGUCGAAUCAAGUUGAGCGCCCAAGUCCCAACAUAGUUUAUAUAUACUAAAACAACUACAUUUCUGAAUGCGUGGUUAGUAUGCUUCAUUCUUUGACAUACGAAUGUGCUUUAAUGACGAUAUAACUUUUCUUUGAUAGCGAUUGUAUAUGUAUAUUUUCUUUCCAAUUCAGUUAGCAUGCACGUGCCGACAUUCUUAUAACUAACUGUUGUAGUACUUGUCAAAUAACUAUGAAUCGAUGCGCCGCCAUCGAACAACGGUAAAUCGACAAAUCUCAAUCUAAUAACGUAAGCACCGCAAUUAAACCGCACAUUUCACAAGGAAAAAAGGCUAGGAUAGUAAUUUCCAGCAAGAAAAAAGGCAAAUUAAUAAUUGAAAAAGACAAAAACACUACAGAUUUUUAAGUAACUGAAGAAGAAAAAAAAGAGAAACCUGUAUUUAUUGUCUUGCCAUGUUCAAUUAAAAGCGGCAGGAGUAUAUAUAAGACAAAAGAGGCAACACAAAUUUUCGAAAGGUAAAAAAAAGAAGACACAGCAGCAAAAGUGCGCAAAAAAACCACCUGAACGGAAAAAUGGCUGACUCAGACUGCUGCCCGGAGUGCAACCGCCCGACGGAGCUCGUCUUCGACCACUCCGCCGGCGACACCGUCUGCACCGAAUGCGGCCUCGUCCUGGAGGCUCACUCCAUCGACGAGAGGUCCGAGUGGCGGACUUUCUCCGACGACUCCUCCGACAACGACCCCGUCCGCGUGGGCGGUCCGGCCAACCCUCUGCUCGCCGACGGCGGACUCUCCACCGUGAUUUCCAAGCCCAACGGCACCUCCGGCGAGUUCCUGAAUGGUUCCUUGGAACGGUGGCAGGGCCGUGGGUCCAAUCCUGAUCGGGCCCUGAUUCAGGCCUUCAAGACCAUUGCCGUAAUGGCUGAUAGGCUGGGACUGGUUGCGACUAUAAAGGACAGAGCCAAUGAGAUUUACAAGAAGGUGGAAGAUCAGAACCAUCUGAGAGGGAGAAAUCAUGAUGCAAUUCUGGCAGCUUGCAUUUACAUUGCUUGUCGUCAAGAAGACAAGCCGCGGACUGUGAAGGAGAUUUGUUCAGUUUCAAAUAGAGCGACGAAGAAGGAAAUUGGUCGCGCGAAAGACUUCAUUGUCAAGCAACUGGAGCUAGAGAUGGGUCAAUCUGUGGAGAUGGGAACCAUUCAUGCAGGGGACUUUCUGAAACGGUUUUGUUCCAACCUUGGAAUGUCCAAUCAAGCUGUGAAAGCGGCUCAAGAAGCUGUGCUGAAAUCAGAAGAGCUUGAUAUAAGGCGAAGCCCUAUAUCGGUAGCAGCAGCAGUGAUUUUCAUGAUUACUCAGCUCUCAGAUGACAAGAAACCUCUCAAAGAUGUGUCGCUGGUUACAGGAGUGACAGAAGGGACACUCAAGUACUCCUACAAGGACAUAUAUCCUCAUGCUUCAAGGAUUAUACCGGGUUGGUACGCCAGCGAGGACGAGCUGAGGAGCCUCGUCAUGCCAUAAGAUAUAGCAGCAAAGGUUCUUGUUAGGUCUCAGAUGCUGUUUUCUUGUUCAUCACCAAUUUGGCAGCAUCAAAGAAAAGCUGUUACCUUUCACCAAUUUCAGUUAGCAUUUAGCUCAUCGUUAAAUCGAGUCGAGUAGUAGCCUGCAAACUCUUUCAACUUAGAUGCCCUCUAGAAGCUGAAAUAUGCAUAGCAGAGGUGUUUAGUUAGAGUGCAGUUGUAGCUACCAGCCAGGAAGUUAGGUUGAUGUGCUAUGGAAUUCUCUCUUUGGUAAAUUUGAAAGUUGUCAAUGUUUGGUUCAUGCUUUGAUAUGCUUUUCCUUCUUCAAUUUGGGAGUCCAAACCUAUCUACCAAAUUGCCACAUUCACCUCAGCAACAGAUUUUGUUGGAAUGAGGCCUCAAUCUAAGAAAAGCCCACCUAAGAUCUUUGGCCCUACACUUUGUGAAACAGUCAUUGUUGACCCAAUUGGCCCAAACUCUCCAGUCUCCAUACACUAACCUUUUCCUGUACCAAAGAGGACUUUUGAUAAGUAAUUAUGUUAAGAAGAUACCAAAUUGACAUGAUGACAACUAUCUCCCUUCCAAUUUACUCCUAAAUCUCAUAAUGAGAAAAUUAAAUACAAUAUGGGAGUGUCAAAUGGAGGGGCAACUCUCUCUUUGGUUUUAUCUUUGCUAGUCUUCACAAAAACUGAAAAAAGUUAUACAAGCUCAUAUUGUGAGAACUCUGAAAUUCUUCUUCUCGUACGCCAUAUACAGUUUGAUAAGAACAAUAUUGAACUUAGAAGCAACUAAAAUGAAAACCAAAGAUAACAAGAGAAUGAUGGUCACUAGUGACAAAAGGGUGGGGGAGUUAGUAUCCCUUUUGGUUGGAUUUGGUCCCCAACUCCAAAAUGGCCUCAUUAUAUAGAAACCCUACACAUAUGCCCCCCAAAAAAGACCAAAAUCCAUAGGCUAUUUGGGAGGGCAAUGUUACAACUUACAUCUCAUGUGUCCCUUUCUUCCCAACCCAAUAGCCUCAUUAUCCUGCUCUCACUGAAUCUAUGGCUAUAUGAGAGAGAGUGGGUUUUAAGGUGAGAAGACAAGGUGGGGAUGAAGGGCAAAGAACAAAGGCAUGAAAAGGACAAAACCUCUCCUUGUGUUCCUUUCUCUAGCUACUAUAUUAUUCUUUCAAUAUCUUGAUAUGUAUGUCCCUCUAUUAUUUUUCAAUUUAUUUCCUUGUUGUUUGGUUAUCUCCUUAAUACUCUCCCUUCUUCAUUAUAUCAUAUCCAUAGCAUAAACUACUAUAAAAUAUUAUACAGGCA